AUGCGUGAGAAGGGAGGAGACAACCACUCAGAUGUAACUGACUUCAUUCUGGUAGGCUUCAGGGGCCACCCAGAGGCCCACAUUUUCUUCUUCCUCCUAUUCCUGGUCAUCUACAGCAUGGCCCUUCUGGGGAACGUUAGCUUGAUGGUGAUCAUUGUGAUGGACUCACAGCUGAACACACCGAUGUAUUUCUUUCUAGGCAAUCUCUCCUUCAUUGACCUCUUCUACUCCACCGUCAUUGCACCUAAAGCCAUGGUCAUCUUCCUGUCUGAGAAAAAGGCUAUCACCUUUGCAGGCUGCGUGGCCCAGUGCUUCCUUUUUGCCCUCUUCAUUGUAACCGAGGGGUUCGUUCUGGCAGCCAUGGCCUAUGACCGCUUCAUGGCCAUUUGCAGCCCUCUCCUUUAUAGCGUCCACAUGUCCAGACGCCUUUGCACUCAUCUAGUUAUUGGCUCCUACUUCUGUGGCGGGGUCAGUUCUGCCCUCCAAAUCAGCAUGACAUUCUCAGUGUCUUUCUGUGCAUCCCGGGUCAUUGACCACUUCUAUUGUGAUUCUUACCAAAUUGAGAAGAUCUCCUGUUCCGACCUCUCUGUCAACAAGAUAGUGUCUCUGACUUUGGCUGCCAUUAUUAUUUUGCCCACCGUCGUUGUUAUUAUAGUCUCUUACAUCUAUAUUGUGUCCACAGUCUUGAGGAUGCCUUCCAGUGAGGGGAGGAAGAAAGCCUUCUCCACCUGCGGCUCUCACCUGGGGGUUGUGAGUGUGCUCUACGGGACAGUCUCCUUUGUGUAUCUCACACCUCCAAGCAACCCCGAGCUUCGUAAAGUGGCUUCAGUAUUUUACAUAUUGGUCACACCCAUGCUAAACCCUCUUAUUUAUUCUCUAAGAAACAAGGAUGUCAAACAAGCUUUGAGAAGAAUUCUAUGGAAAAAAAGAACUUUAUCCUAA
Messenger RNA from Condylura cristata (star-nosed mole), 942 nucleotides. Its product is annotated as olfactory receptor 9K2-like. Lineage: Eukaryota; Metazoa; Chordata; Mammalia; Eulipotyphla; Talpidae. Gene Ontology annotation, cellular component: membrane. The record is from RefSeq and is a predicted model, not a curated record. Bases 1 to 942 code for a protein of 313 amino acids. Gene Ontology annotation, molecular function: odorant binding; G protein-coupled receptor activity; olfactory receptor activity. The transcript has a single exon. Gene Ontology annotation, biological process: G protein-coupled receptor signaling pathway; sensory perception of smell.